Molecule: messenger RNA, 1475 nt
Organism: Lucilia cuprina (Australian sheep blowfly)
Lineage: Eukaryota; Metazoa; Arthropoda; Insecta; Diptera; Calliphoridae
Exons: 3
Coding region: 493-903 (136 amino acids)
Source: RefSeq, a predicted model, not a curated record
ACAACAAUAAAAUAUUUAAUUACAAAAAAGAAAUUAAUAUUGAUUGCAAAAUUCCGCAAAUACCGGAAGUUAUUAAUUAUUUAAUUAAUUGUUUACUAAAGCAAAGUGUAACGAAAAUUUCAUUAAACAAAAAUAUAAAGUCAUUAAUCAUCGAUAAUUAAAAAUUUAAAAAAAAUUUUGCUUUUCAAAAUAAGUUUGUAAUGUUGGAUUUCUUGCUUUAAAUUCUUCCUGUAGACAUUUGACAUUUGUUUUAGUUGAGCUUGCUUGUUCAACACCUCAAUUAACCUGUUACAUCCUGUAAAUUCCUGUUUGGUGUUUUUGUGGUUUCGUAGUAGUUGGAAUCCUUAAAAAAAUCCAACACUUAAUCUUCAUUACCUUUAGCAGCAGUUAAGUGGAUUAUUUGUAUAUGUUUUAGAAAAAUAUAGACAUGUUAUCAACAAGAUAAAACCACUGCUGAAACCUUUUUAAGAACCUACUUCAAUAACCUCAGACAUGGCUUCACCCAUGUCACCCACCAUUUAUCGACAAGGACCACAAACUGGUCCUUCGAAUGCCAAUGUCUAUCAGCAGGUGCCGACGAAACACUACAACAUGGGUACCGUGCAAAAUAUGGCCGAACGUAGUCGUCUCAUAGAACUACUAAGAGCCCCCAAUAUACUCACCUCACCCACCAUGGAACCACCCUCUAAGGGUUUACUCAAUGGACCAGGACAAAAUAAUUGUUUUCUCAACUGUGCUGUACAGGUAAGUCUUGUUGCUACAUUACAUCCUUUAAAUUUUCCACAUAAAUUUCAUGAUGAUCUAUUUAGUAAGUAUUUACAUCCUUAUUACCACUAUCGUUUUUAUUUUGUUGCUCCACUUGACUCCAGCAAUUAUCAUUAUCAGAGAAAUUUCUCCGCCUAAACAUAACUUUUAAAUAACCAACAACUAAGUAUCAACCAUUAAACGUACCGUUUUGAAAACUUAAUAAAAUAAUUAUUAAAUUUUCAACACCAGGAUAAGAAAAAAAGAAACAAAAACAACUGCUACUACUAUUACUUCUACUAAUUUUUUUGUUGUCAAUGUUUUUGAACUAUGUCUUGGAGACACCAAGACGGAAAAAUAACAACAUCAAUUUCAUGGCAAGAAUUUCAACAGCAUACUCGUGUUCGAAGCAAACCGAACAACUAUGAACAACAUUCGAAAUUAUUUGCCAAUUCAUUUCAGACUUACGUUCAUUCUUACAUUCAUAUAGAAAAUUGAUUCGAAUUAAUGACAGAAGCAGCAAAGCAAAAAAAAAUAAAACGAAAUUAAUAUAAACAUCACUGAAACUGAAUUAAGUGAGUGAGCAAAAAAAAUAGUCAGGGAUUUAAAGGAAUAUAAAUUUCGUAAUAUAGAAAACUUUUAUAUUCUUUACAGGAAAAAAUUUUCUAAAAAAAAAGAAAAUUUAAGAACAUUUUAUGUAUAAUAGUUUUUCUUAGAGAAAAAUUUAUGUA